Polypterus senegalus (gray bichir) is the source of this 3202-nucleotide messenger RNA. RefSeq names its product HHIP-like 2 (gene hhipl2). The coding region runs from base 219 to 3089 and encodes 956 amino acids. NCBI's taxonomy places the organism in Eukaryota, Metazoa, Chordata, Cladistia, Polypteriformes, Polypteridae. The transcript has 10 exons. The record is from RefSeq and is a predicted model, not a curated record.
GACAAUUCACAGCCUUGAAGGAACAAAGGAUUGGAUUACUCUGCGAGAAUUUCUUCAUAGCCUCUGAGGAGGUCGUGCAAAUCAAGCAGGUUCUGAAGGGUCCUCGCUCCUUCAAUGACGUGUGAAAUACCAAUGAAAGCUCACGUCCUCAGCCAGCCCACAAAAACCCCAUUGAGAAGAAGGCAAACAGCGAAUUGUAGCGGCGUUAUAAAGCCGAGAUGACGAGGACUGGAGACCUCAGUGGUCCUCGGGUCAGACCUCCGCGCUCCUCAGCGGGGACACUCAAGCCGCACGUCAAGCCAGCCUGCCUGCUCUCCUCGGCUCUGCUCCUAUUAAUGGUGGCAGGGGCAGCGGGGCAUCCUCAGUGUCUGGACUUCCGACCGCCCUUUAAACCCCCGUACCAUUUGGAGUUCUGCACCGAGUAUGAAAAGUUUGGCUGCUGUGAUCAGAAGCAAGACAACGGGAUCGCCGAGAGCUACUGGAAUAUCAUGGACGUCAUCGGUCUGGAGGGGCACGAUCUGUGCGGGGGCUUCGUCAAGGACAUCCUCUGCCAGGAGUGCUCCCCCUAUGCAGCCCACCUGUUUGAUGCCGAAGACCCUUACACUCCACUGAGAAAUCUCCCAGGUCUGUGCUUCAACUACUGCUCCGAGUUCCAUGUCAAAUGCCACUCAGUUGUGUCCCUCUUGACGGAUGACCAGCUCCUUCAGGAGUCCUGUGAGAAGAGUAGGCUGGAGUUCUGCCGACGUUUAGAUCUUCCCGAUCAGGACUAUUGCUUCCCUAACGUUCUUGCGAACAGGGACUUGACGCGUAACCUGGGCUCGGUGGUGGAGGACUCCAAGGGCUGCAUUCAACUGUGCCUGGUGGAAGUGGCCAACGGCCUGAGGAACCCGGUGCUGAUGCUGCACGCCGCCGAUGACACCCAUCGCAUGUUUGUGGCGGAGCAGCUCGGCUUUGUUUGGGUGUAUCUGCCUGACGGCAGUCGCUUGGAGGAGCCAUUUCUGGAUCUGAGUGGGAUAGUGUACACCACGCAGUGGAUAGGAGAUGAGCGGGGAUUUCUGGGACUUGCCUUCCACCCCAAGUACAAAUACAAUGGCAAAUUCUACAUUUAUUACUCCAUCUUGGUAAACGAGAACACGGAAAUGAUCAGAAUCAGUGAGAUGAAGGUGUCACCCUUUGACAUGAACAAAGCGGAUCCCGAAUCCGAAAGGGCGAUUCUGGAGAUUGAACAACCAGCUGCCAAUCACAAUGGAGGACAAAUCCUGUUUGGCGUAGAUGGCUACAUGUACAUCUUCACUGGAGACGGCGGGAAAUCCGGUGAUCCCUUUGGAAAGUUUGGAAAUGCUCAGAACAAAAGCACACUACUUGGGAAAGUGCUGAGGAUCGAUGUAGAUGGCACCAGUUUGGAUGGCAAACUGUACCGAAUUCCAGACAGCAACCCUUUUGUCCAUGAAAGGGAUGCCAGGCCAGAGGUGUACGCCUAUGGUGUGAGGAACAUGUGGAGAUGCUCCGUAGACAGAGGCGACCCCGUCACUCGCAAAGGGAGAGGCCGGAUUUUUUGCGGCGACGUGGGCCAGAACCGAUUUGAAGAGGUGGACAUCAUUGAGAAAGGAGGAAAUUACGGCUGGAGAGCAAAAGAAGGAUUUGAAUGCUUUGAUGUUAAACUGUGCCAGAACUCCUCUUUAGGUGACAUUCUUCCAAUUUUUGCCUACAGCCACUUAACAGGCAAAUCAGUGACCGGAGGCUACGUGUAUCGUGGCUGCGAAAACCCAAAUCUAAAUGGUUACUACAUUUUUGGAGACUUCAUGAAUGGUCGACUUAUGGCAUUGCAGGAAGAUAAGCAGAAUCAAGUUUGGAAAGAAAGGCAAAUCUGCAUGGGUGAGACAGCGACCUGCGCGUUCCCCAGGAUGAUCAAUCAUCACCACAAAUUUAUCAUCUCCUUUGCAGAAGAUGAAGCAGGAGAAUUGUACUUCUUGGCAACUUCCUAUCCCAGCUCUCAUUCUCCAUUCGGGACAGUUUACAAGUUUAUUGACCCUUCAAGGAGGGCACCACCUGGCAAAUGCAAGCAUAAGCCGCUUCCUGUGAAAGUGAAGGGGAAACGAGUUCCAUUUGUACCUCAAGCAUUGACUGUCCUGGAGUCAAACGACAAUCUACCUACCAGGUCUGCUCCCAAGAAAAUGAAAACCACCACAAGGUCACCUCAUGCAGCCACAACACGUAGCACGGCAAGACCGACCACCAGCUGGCCAACUUUGACUACGAUGAAACAGCCGACCUCUCGGACAGUCACGAAUACAAAGGAAUCUCUAACAUCUGAAAAACCUAAUGUGAAACUCACUAUGACUACAGAGCGUCAACCUAAGCUAUCAUCUAAAAGACCUAAUAUGAAACUCACUACUACUACUACAGAACUUCCACGUCAGCUAACAUCUAAAAGACCUAGUGUGAAACCCACAACUGCUACACGACCUCCACGUCAGCUAACAUCUGCCAGAUCUAAUGUGAAAUUCACUACUGCUAAGGAAACUCCACAUCAGCUAACAUCUAAAACACCUAGUAUGAAAAUCACUACGACUACAGAACUUCCACGUCAGCUAACAUUCGCCGAGCAAAUUGUGAAGCUCGCUACUUCUACAGAACCUCCACGACAGCUAACAUCUAAAAGACUUAAUGUAAAAACAAAACCAGUGUCUAAGUCGACUAAAGUGAAGUUGGCCGAUUUAGGGACAAAGGUGGAAUCCAAGUCUAAGACAGAAAUCCAACAGCAAAAGCGUCAGAAAACGGUGUGUGUGACAACUGCCAAAAAAUCGAAGGAUAAACGCAAAUCUACAACUACACAAAGGCUGGUGAGCUCCACCGUUAGACCUCAGGGGACUCCGGGUUUCUACCACUUUCCACCAAGUAAAACGGCAGGUAGACCUCACGGAGCUUCAAAGAAGGAGAAGAAUGCAAAGGACAAGAUACUCAAAGAUGGUGCUGGCUCCAAUACCAAGAAACUGUCCAAGGAGAAAGCAAAGCAAAAGGGCCGACCUUCGAAAGACGUGCGUCCCACGUGUGAGAAGAAGAAAGCAAAGUCAAGAGUCUGCCAGUGACGGAAUUAGAUGUUAGCAUUUUGUUGAGCUUGAAUCAGGUGGCCAAACUGAGCCAAACGCCAAUGUUUAGGCAUCUUUAUAAUUCCAAGCUAUAAAUAUUUUAAAAGUUUUAA